AUGGACGACUCCGAUGAUGAGUUUAUAUCUGGAGACACUAGGUCACCUUCCUCGCGUCUAUCCUCAUCAGCUCCAGAAUCUAAUAUUCCUGCGAGAGAUGGGGUCUCAGGAAGAACAAGGUCGCGAGAUGUGCGGAGUGGAGAGAUUAGUGACUUAAAAAGAGAAAACGGUUAUGCAUGGGAGGACGAGUAUCAAAGAUCAUGGGAUAUAGUUAAAGACGAUAAGCUUGGAAGUGGCUCAUUUGAGGCAAUGGUCCAAACGAUUAUUGAAAACCGCAAAAAGAAGAUUAUGAAAAGUUUGAGCACCCCUUUUCAAAGAGGUAUUAUACGGACUUUGGUGAUUGUUAUCGAUGGGUCACUACCGAUGGCCGAGAAAGACUUGAGACCAACAAGACUCUCAUUAACUUUAAACUAUCUCCAAGAGUUUGUUGUGGAGUUUUUCGACCAAAAUCCAAUUUCACAAAUCGGGCUUAUCUUAACGAGAAAUGGCAUUGCACAUCUAAUUAGCGAGGUCAGUGGACUGCCGCAGUAUCAUAUUGAUAAAUUAAGGCAAUUGAAAGCACGUCAACAUAACAAAUAUGAACCAAAAGGCGAUCCAUCACUACAAAAUUCGUUGGAGAUGGCCCGAUCGUUGUUGAAAUUCAACUUUGGUACGACAUCAAACAAUACGAAAAACUCAAAAGAAAUACUAGUUGUGUUUGGGUCAUUGUCUACUAGUGACCCUGGGAAUAUACAUAAAACAAUUGAAGGAUUAGUGAAAGAUGACAUCAAAGUGAGGGUCAUUGGAUUAUCGGCACAAGUGGCAAUAUGUCAAGAACUUGUAAAUAAAACCAACCACGAACCAAGAAACACCAUGUCCAAACACUAUGGAGUUAUCAUGAACGAGUUUCACUUUAAAGAACUACUAAUGGAUUGUGUCACCCCUUUGCCAUUAACUGAAAACGUCGAGCAAAAUGCAGAUGAUGUCGAGGGAGUACCGGUGAUAAAAAUGGGAUUCCCUUCCAAAAUACAACCAACGUUGACUUCCAGUAUUGGAAGCACGGAUUUCAUAGUUGAGUUCCCGCAGUUAAAUGCCUCACAUCCGUCACAAGGUUCUGAAGAAAUAAGGGACACCGUCGAAGUCAACAACAAUAACUUACCCCACGCUUCCUCUUCAAUUGUUGGUUAUCAGUGCCCACAAUGUAAAAGCAAAGUAUGUAAUCUACCUACAAUUUGCCCAGUUUGUGGUUUGAUGUUGAUUCUAUCAACCCAUUUGGCAAGAUCUUACCAUCACUUGGUCCCGUUGGCACCAUUUAAAGAGGUUCCUGUAAGCUCAUCAUAUUCGAGCGAGUAUUGCUAUGGAUGUCAGCUAAAAUUUCCAAGUGGAAUCGAGCUGGACCCAGCAAAGGAAACUAUUGCCACAAUGACCAGCUCCCGUUAUAGUUGCCCAAAAUGCAAUCAAGAUUAUUGUAUAAAUUGUGACGCUUUUGUUCACGAAGUCUUGCAUAACUGUCCUGGUUGCGAAAACAAAGGUGUUUGA
Molecule: messenger RNA, 1518 nt
Organism: Lodderomyces oxycetoniae
Lineage: Eukaryota; Fungi; Ascomycota; Pichiomycetes; Serinales; Debaryomycetaceae
Product: TFIIH/NER complex subunit
Exons: 1
Coding region: 1-1518 (505 amino acids)
Biological process (GO): regulation of transcription by RNA polymerase II; nucleotide-excision repair; DNA-templated transcription
Cellular component (GO): transcription factor TFIIH core complex; transcription factor TFIIH holo complex
Molecular function (GO): zinc ion binding
Source: RefSeq, a predicted model, not a curated record